This is a messenger RNA of Papilio machaon (common yellow swallowtail), 2310 nucleotides long. It is a transcript of the gene Grip75, whose product is annotated as gamma-tubulin complex component 4. Gene Ontology annotation, biological process: cytoplasmic microtubule organization; spindle assembly; microtubule nucleation. NCBI's taxonomy places the organism in Eukaryota, Metazoa, Arthropoda, Insecta, Lepidoptera, Papilionidae. Gene Ontology annotation, cellular component: equatorial microtubule organizing center; spindle pole; gamma-tubulin complex. The record is from RefSeq and is a predicted model, not a curated record. Gene Ontology annotation, molecular function: gamma-tubulin binding; microtubule minus-end binding. Bases 128 to 2140 code for a protein of 670 amino acids. The transcript has 12 exons.
UAAAACGUCUAAUUUGUUUGAUUUGACUUAAAUCCCAAAAUUUGAAUAGAAUUUCUCUUGUUUUGUCUUGUGCGGUGUAAUUAUUAUAAACCGAAUACUUCUACCGUAUAGAUAUUUCAUAAUCAAAAUGAUACACGAUGCUUUAUUCGUUUUGUGGGAUUGCUCACAGGGAGAAGUAUCAUCGACUGAGCCAGUUUUAUAUGCCAAUGAAGGAGAUGCAGAAAUUUAUAGUAGAAUAUGUUCAAUUGCAAAAAGUCAUCACAGAAUUCAAAAUUUUAUUGCAGCUACAUCUUUUCAUUCAAGAAAAUUGCAAACAGCAUCCAACAUAAGAAACUUUGGCUUAUAUGGCCAAGCAUUGAGUGAGGGUAUUACUGAAGUAUUACAAUCAUAUAAAAAAGCUUUGGUAAAGGUUGAGAAGUUGGUUAUUGGAAAUAAAGACUACACAUUAACAUUUGUGUAUAGCUAUGUUGAGAAAUUCCAAGGACUGUUCAAUACAAUUAAUAAGAUAAUUGGCACAAUAAAAGAAAGAAGGCUAAGUGGCUGUGAAAUUUUAAGUUUAACACAUCAGAAUAUAUUGAACGGAAAUGAAAUGGUCCAUAGUGCAAUACUAAGGAUAUUCUCUUGUAUUAACAAUGUAUUUAUAAAUCAACUCUGCGCAUGGCUACUUUAUGGAGAACUAAAGGAUCCAUAUGAAGAAUUUUUCAUUUACCGAAAUAAGAAGGAUGAUUUGUCGGAGACAGUGCUUUCAACACCAUCCAUUCCAAAUACUUGCGAUAAAACACUUGUUACCACAUUACAACAAACUUCACUGGACUGCGGAUAUAACAUAAAUCCUGGUAUGAUACCAUACUUUAUGCCAUUAUCACUGGCUCAAGAAAUAUUAUUUAUUGGCAAGACUGUUAUACUCUUUGGUUUUGAUCCCAGGAAAGUAAAGAAAAGCAAUAUUACAUUAAACAGCACCUUAAUGCCAUUACAUAAACUUGAUUAUGAUUCAAGAAGGUUCACUAUUUGGGAAGAGAAAGAGUCAGAAUUUCAUAGUAAGCUUCAGCAACUCAAAGAACCAGAAGUCUUCGAAGUUUACAAUCUGAGAUGUGUUGUUAGAGAGAUAAAAGAAUGUGUUACAAAGCACUUAUGGACAGUGGCGGUGGAAGAAGCACAUUUAUUACAUGAGCUACGCCUCAUGAAGGAUUUCUAUCUCUUAGGACGUGGUGAACUGUUUCUUGAAUUAUUACGUCUCACCGCUCACAUGUUGGACAAGCCAACUACACGAACCUCUACAAGAGACAUGAAUCACGCGUUCCAGUUAGCUGCGAGAGCUGUGUUCCUAAGCAACAGUGCUGAUAUAGAAAAAUUCAGUUUCGAACUGCCCUACGUCAAACCAAUAGCCGAUGCGACUGCCAAUUCUUCUCUCGAUGAUGACAGUAGUGUUGUUGCAGAUGGCUGGUCCACUAUAAUCUUAAAGUACGAUUUCAAGUGGCCUCUACACUUGCUGUUCGCACCUGAGGUGCUCGCGCGGUACAACGACAUGUUCCGGCUGCUUCUCAGGAUAAAAAAGACACAGCAUGAUCUACACGCUCUGUGGAAAACGUACAAACAGUCGAGGAGGUUUGCUGUAUGCCAAUUGCAUAAUAAACUUAUGUUUCUUAUGGACAAUCUGCAACAUUAUUUGCAAGCAGAUGUAUUGGAGAGUAAUUUCUCUAGACUCAUGGAUGCUGUUAACAAAACCAAUGAUUUCGAAAAACUCAAAGAAGCCCACGCUACAUUUCUUGCUGAUAUACUGAGUCAGUCGUUUUUAACAACAACAACAUCAGAACGAUCAGAAGGUGAUUCUUCCGGUGACGGUGUAGACAUGAUCACAAACCCAGUAUUUGUCAAUAUCAUGGAUCUAUUGAAGUUGUGCGACUCGUUUUGCAGCAUGAGCGAAUUUGCAUCAGACAGGGAAGCGGAGGAUUACUAUAUAAAGGGUUAUUCCGAUAGGUUCAACAAGCUGGUAAAGCAGCUGACCCAGCUGUUGGUGUGCUUGCGGGACCGAGCUUGCGGUGCGUAUCUCGCACGUCUACUGAUGCGGCUGGACUACAACCGCUGGCUGAGCGCUGAGGCGGAACUCACCCGGUCUCUUACGCAUAUGUUACGGUGUUGACGUCUGAUGUACGCACACGCAUGUUAUGUAAAAAUAUAUUGCCAGCCAUCUCUCCCCUCGUAAUAAAUGUUAUUGCAUUGGAAUUUCACAGUAAAGGAUUUUUGUGAAACCAAUAUACUGCUUUUCUAAUUUUUUAGUUCCAUAUCUUAAAUUAAUUCCGAAAAGUUUUA